AUGGGCAAUGGUGAGUGCUGUUGUGCUGUUGUGCUGCUGUGCUGGCUGGGGCCCGGUGGUACCCUUCCCAGCUUCCCUCCCAUCGGCACGGCGGGAGACAUGGAGCCAAUUCUCACCACGGGCAUCCACCCGGUCCCCGGCCCUGCCAGCAGCCCUGGUGCCCUGGUCCUGGCCGCUUUCCUAUAUGGGCACUUUGAUUUUCCAUCACCACUGCAGCGCCGUCUCAGUUUCACCGCAGUCGCCAUCCCUUCCUCCCGUCAGCUUGUCUUUGCCGGGGCCGAGUGGCUUGACUCCCGCCGGCCUGCCCAACGGCCAAAAGCCAACUGCUCGACUGGACGCCAGCCUUCAGCUCCGCGGCCCCUCACCACCUUGCGCCUGCGCCUGCGCCUGCCACUACCACCACUUACCACCACUACCGCCACUACUACCACUACUACCACCACUUCCAUGCCUCCAAGUUCCCUCUACCACUAG
Messenger RNA from Gaeumannomyces tritici R3-111a-1, 474 nucleotides. RefSeq lists its product as hypothetical. The transcript has 2 exons. Lineage: Eukaryota; Fungi; Ascomycota; Sordariomycetes; Magnaporthales; Magnaporthaceae. The record is from RefSeq and is a predicted model, not a curated record. The coding region runs from base 1 to 474 and encodes 157 amino acids.